AUGGUAACUAGAUUAAAGUUUGACGAGAUGCAAAAUAUUGUUUCGAAAACUGGUUUUAAGAACAUGUUUCCUAUUGAUUGUAGAGGUUCAAGCAAAGGAAGAGCUGGUGAAGACAACAAUCCAUGGGCCUUUCUUGGUUUGUAUGGUUUCUCAGAAGAACACCGAAAAAGAAAUACUAGGCAGCUGGUGCAGGAUGUUUGCAGAGAGUUGGGUGACUGUCUGAUUAUUCUUGGCAACUUCAACGAUGUUGUUAAAGAUUGCGAGAAAGUGGGUGGAAUUGGAGAACUUUAUCUCAACUCUCUUGGGGCAGGAAUGCAAUUAAACAAUGUGGCUUACAGGAUAUUAGUUUUACUGGUUACCCUUUCACUUGGUCGAAUGGCAGACAGGGGAAUGAAAAUAUCCAAUGUAUGGAGGGCUAAUGGAAACACUUUUACUCACAAAACCAAAGUUAUCCAGGAACUUUCAUCUCUGUUUAAGGAGUACAGGUCUGGGAGUGUGGAAAAGGAAAUUAGGAAAUUAGAAUCCCUAUUGAAGGAGGAAAGGAGAUCGGUGACGAAUGUUGAGGAGAUCCAGAAAUUUAAAACUCUUGAGAGACAAAGGGGUAAGUUGUUGGGAAUUGAAGAAACUCUGUGGAGGCAAAGGAGCAGAGCCACGUGGUUGAUGGAUGAAGAUCGCAAUACAAAAUUCUUCCACAACAAAGCUAAUCAACAAAGGAAAACCAAUACAAUCAAAAGGCUGAAAGACAAGAAUGGCAUCUAG
Molecule: messenger RNA, 759 nt
Organism: Vicia villosa (hairy vetch)
Lineage: Eukaryota; Viridiplantae; Streptophyta; Magnoliopsida; Fabales; Fabaceae
Exons: 3
Coding region: 1-759 (252 amino acids)
Source: RefSeq, a predicted model, not a curated record